CGCAAAAUUGCGCAAAAUGUUCUACAAUGUUUUACCGCAAGGCACCGCGGAGAGAAGGAAAGGUCGUCGACGUGCGGAAAGGGGGGAGAGGGAAGGAAACGCGCGACUAACGCGCUCUGGCGUCAACGCGCCGAGCUAAGCCAUCUUCUCCGAGAGGAGAGGAAGUCGCAUACCUUUGCGUCCCGGACGGGUCGCGUAUUGGCGAUCUUGUAUCUAGAAAUUGUCACUUUUCUCUCUCCUUCUCCUUCGUUACGCUACACAGCACCGUGCGAGCGAUGGGGAAGACGAGGACGGGCAAGGCCGCCGUGAUAUGCACGGCGGUGGCGUUCGUUCUGGUGGUGAUCGCGUUCACCACACCCAACUGGCUGGAGACCGACGGGAAACUGGAUAAUCCGCAAUUCGUAAAGAUCGGCCUCUGGCAAGUGUGUUUCCAAGGAUUCCAGGACCCACGUCAUCUCUACGACACCAGGUUCUACGGCUGCUGGUGGGUGUUUGAGGAGGAGUAUUACAUCAUACAUGAUAUCCUCCUGCCUGACUUCUUCGUCGCCACGCAGUUCUUCUUCACGCUGUGCAUGACCCUGCUGCUGAUCGGGAGCUUCCUGACGAUCUUGUACACUUGCUGUUCGCGUCAGCACAACAAGUAUCAGCUGCUCCUGUGGACGACCGGCGGCAACCUGACCUUGGCGGGGGUGUGCGGCGUAAUAGCCGUCAUCAUAUUUGGCGCGAGGGGUGACGGACGGGAUUGGAUGCCCAAUUGGGAGCACAACGACAUCGGCUGGUCCUUUGCCCUGGCCGUCGUGGGCAGCGUUACCCUGAUAGCCGCCGGUAUCCUGUUCCUGAUCGAGGGAAGGAGGCACAGGAGAAAGCAGGAGGAGAUACUGAACGAGGAGCAAAAAACGCACACGACCAUUUAGCACAUAUUCACGCCGUGAUGCAUGACGCGGGGAAUGAACGCCCGUGACAUCACUGACAUCGCGCAAACUUUAUCAAUUUUGAAUCGAUGUAUCGCGGAUAAAUUUUUGAGGACUAAUAAUUUUUUUAUUAUCGUUACACGUCUACUCAUCGUAACAUAUAUUAUAAUAGGAUCUGUCGAUACGUUAUCUAUCUAAGAUAUAUACAUGGUUCGAAUAGACUAGGAUACGCAGAGCUAAUCUACGAUUAUCCUUGAUUAUCGUUGAAAAAAUUUAAGUUAUACAAAGUAUUUUCUAUAUAUAAUAAAAAAAAAAGAAAAAUAUGUACUAGAUUCUAUAUGUCGUAAGUGCUAUUAAAUGUGUCGACAUGGCGCACACAUCUGAGAUAAUCCGUCCAUUUAUCUGUAUUAUUUAAAAAAAAUGUUCGUAGAGACUAAUUUUAUAAAUGUACAUAAGCUCUAUAGAUAUAUAUUAAUGUUGCGAGAGAAACGAAUCUCCCACUUGUAUACCGAUAUAAUAAAAUAAUUUUUCCUAAUA
Monomorium pharaonis (pharaoh ant) is the source of this 1448-nucleotide messenger RNA. RefSeq lists its product as uncharacterized. The transcript is spliced from 2 exons. Gene Ontology annotation, cellular component: membrane; septate junction. NCBI's taxonomy places the organism in Eukaryota, Metazoa, Arthropoda, Insecta, Hymenoptera, Formicidae. Bases 276 to 914 code for a protein of 212 amino acids. Gene Ontology annotation, biological process: septate junction assembly; regulation of tube size, open tracheal system. The record is from RefSeq and is a predicted model, not a curated record.